AUGGAAAAGGCUAUGCAUAUGGAGACUGUCAAUACCGAGUUUCAGUUUUGUUACCAGCUUCCCGAUGAAGACAGCAUCCACACCAACCAAGAAGAAGAGCAUACGCAAAAACAUGAUGAGAAUUUAGCCGAUGCUCAAGAAGAAGCAGACAGUUCGGUUGGUCCUGGGAAAACGGCUCAAGACUUUCCAGGUCUUCCGUCUGGUGGUGAUCUGACUGAUGGCAUGGCGCCUCAUCAAGAGAUGAUGACCCAACCACAGAGCUCCUCGAUAAUGGCUUCCCUCAGAUCUUCGUUUUCAUCUAUCCUCGGCCGAUCUGCCGCUGCUGCUAAAGCACAAGUAGCAAACGACAGUUCACGAGCAGAGAACCUAACCGCGAUAGCCGCCUGGGUUUUUGGGCCAACUAUGCUAGGAGCUGCCGGUGUUCAGGCCUACGCGGCGAUGAAGAGUGCCAAUGCGACUGAGAGGGCUGCCAAAGCCCGAGAGUUCGCAAACCGUGCCAAAGAAUGGAAACCUCAAACGACCGAUAACAGUGUCCCGGCCCCGAGGGGUGACAGGCCGCAAGGUCCUGGGGGAAAUGAAAAUGUUGUAGAAUCGCCUCCAGAGGUCAAAAGACUCGCUGAAGUGAUAGAUCAACAGCAAGAGGUUCGAAAUGUUUCAGCCACCGCAAUUACAUCUUCUGCCAUUAAUGGGGCCUCAAAGAGGGCAGAUUUUGGGGCAAACAAAACCAGAGUUCAGAGCAUUAGAUCCAAAUGUAUUCUGCCUCUGCCAAGUCGUCACAACAGUCGCCUACGGCAAAAUUACCUCAGUCAGAGCCACCUACAAGCCAGAUUCGCCCGGGACUUUCACAAAAGGCAAUAG
Messenger RNA from Fusarium fujikuroi IMI 58289, 858 nucleotides. RefSeq lists its product as uncharacterized. NCBI's taxonomy places the organism in Eukaryota, Fungi, Ascomycota, Sordariomycetes, Hypocreales, Nectriaceae. The coding region runs from base 1 to 858 and encodes 285 amino acids. The transcript has a single exon. The record is from RefSeq and is a predicted model, not a curated record.